Messenger RNA from Aureococcus anophagefferens, 942 nucleotides. RefSeq lists its product as hypothetical. Lineage: Eukaryota; Pelagophyceae; Pelagomonadales; Pelagomonadaceae. The transcript has a single exon. The record is from RefSeq and is a predicted model, not a curated record. Bases 1 to 942 code for a protein of 313 amino acids. Gene Ontology annotation, molecular function: oxidoreductase activity, acting on the CH-OH group of donors, NAD or NADP as acceptor; NAD binding.
AUGGACUUCGACGGCCGCCUGGACCUGAGCGCGCUCCGCGCCGCGGCCGACGUCGAGGCCUUCGACGCGUCGCCGAGCGACGCGCUCAUCCUCGAGCGCGUCGCCGGCGCGGAGGUCGUGAUCACGAAGGAGAUGGUCCUCGGCGGCGACGUCGUGGCCCGGUUCCCGGCGAGCGUGCGCUGCGUCAUCGAGGCGGGCACGGGCUACAAUAACCACGACCGCGGCGCGCUCGCGGCCCGGGGCAUCGUCCUGCGGACGUGUCCGGCCUACUCCAUCGAGGCCGUGGCGACGUUGGUGAUGACGCACGUCCUGGCCUUCUCCGCGUCCAUCUACGAGCAGCGGCGGCGGUUGCAGGCGGGCGACCGGCGCCACUUCGAGGACAUGGACGCGAACAUCGGCACCAUGCCCCACUUCGAGCUCGCGGGCAAGACGCUGGGCCUCGUCGGCGGCAACGGCGCCAUCGGCACGCGCGUGGGCCAGUUGGCGCUCGCGUUCGGAAUGCGGGUGCUCGUGUCGACGCGGUCGGGCCGGUGCCCCGCGGGCUGCGAGGUCGCGUCGCUGCCGGCGCUCCUGGAGGCGUCGGACUUUGUGUCCGUGCACUGCCCUCUUUCCGACGACACGCGCGGCCUGCUGGGAGCCGAGGCGUUCGCGCGCAUGAAGCCGUCGGCGUACCUCAUCAACACGGCGCGCGGCGCGGUGUUGGACGAGGCGGCGCUCGUCGCGGCCCUGCGGGACGGGGCCAUCGCGGGGGCGGCGCUCGACGUGCAGGACCCGGAGCCGCCGGCGCGGGACUCGCCGCUCUGGGACCUGGACAACGCGAUCCUCACGCCCCACGUGGGCUGGCGGCGCCUCGAGACGCGCCAGCGGCUCCUCGCCUCCGUCGUCGCCGACGUCGAGGCCCACGUCGCCGGCUCGGACCUCAACGUCGUCGCGCCGCCUUAA